Bursaphelenchus xylophilus (pine wood nematode) is the source of this 3762-nucleotide messenger RNA. Lineage: Eukaryota; Metazoa; Nematoda; Chromadorea; Rhabditida; Aphelenchoididae. The record is from the annotation of a GenBank genome assembly.
AUGGAGGUGGUCGGCGAGCCCGACCGAUCACGAUGGAUUCAGUUGAUGGCCAAUAUCCAUCCCAUGUUCUCACGUCGCGGGUUUUUGUUUCGGCGAGGAACGGCGCGAGUUGCGCCCGCUGGUGUGGACGCCGCCUAUCGCUACAUCUGCUCGCGGAGGAAUUGCAGAUGCAGCAUCUCGGUGCAUCGGACUGGGGAAGAAUAUAGUAUCGUCGCAGACAUCGUAAGAGGUUUUUAGUUUUGGGAUUUUUUGGGGUUUUUUGAAAUUUUUCUGGUUUUUAUUUUAUUUUUUUUUUUUUGAUUUUUAUUGUUUUGGGAUUUUAAUUUUUAUUUUUGGAGGAUUUUUUUAUUAUUUAUAUUUUUUUAAAUAUUUAUUUUUGGGAUUUUUUGGGGUUUUUACUUUUUCUGGUUUUUAUUUUUCUUUGAUUUUUAUUUUUUUUUUUGGGUUUUCAUUUUUUUCGAUUUUUAUUUUUGGGAUGUUUGGGGUUUUUUAAAUUUUUCUGGUUUUUAUUUCUUUUCGUUUUUUAUUUUUGCGAUUUUUUAGGGUUUUUUACUUUUGGGUUUUCAUUUUUUUCGUUUUUUUGUUUUGAUUUUUUCUUUGUUGUCCCUUCGCUUAUUUCCUCAAAAAAAAAAAAAAAAUUAUUUUCCAAGUUUUCAGACAACUCCCCACCUCCACGGCCCAAAUCCGGGCGCGGUGGACGCGAAAAUCGCGAGCACUCGCGCCAGAGGCUUUGUCGUUCUUUAUGUGCAGGCUGACAAUUCGCAGCCCCAUCACCAUCUACCGAGUCCCCUUGCCCCAUUCAGACGUAAUGCAAUAGUAACAUACCGCCGCGUACUUGUCGACCAACCCCAAAGCACAAGCUCGGACGAUGGUAAAGAUAUUUUUUUUGAUUUUGCACUUUUUUAUUUAUUUUUUUGCAUCCCGACUUUUCGGGUCGACGAUAGUUCGGGUCAGCACAAAAUCGAUCGAUACGGGGAGGUAGAGCGGUUGGAUACCCAAAAAAAGUUGUAGGAAUUGCCUACGAGGCCUGGAAAAGCCUCUAGAUGGGCGGCGGACGCUCGGCGGAGGCUCGGCGGAGACUUGGCGAAGGCCUACAAUAUGAGCUAUUUCUCUAAUUUUGGCUAUUACUGGCGGUAGUUUUCUUUACCCUCAGUCAUUCUAACAUAUAAAGGGCCAAAUUUUGCAUCAAAAAACGAAGAUCCGUAACUUGUACCUAGAUAUUAUUGAUGUGAGUACAUGUAAAAUACCUCAAAAUAGGCGGUAAACAUGAGCAAUCUCUCAUACUUCCCACAGAGAACUAGCCCAAACUUGAGUCAAGUCUACGAAAUUUCGGGCCAGCGACAGCUCGGGCCAACGAUACUAUGGAUCACGUCGAUCGUUAUAUGCAUAUAUGCAUGGGGGCCUGGGAAAAGGCUUACUUAGUUAACAGAAAUAAUAAGAUUGGUCGGGUCCUAGGGUAUCGUAUCACCUGUUUUGAGGUUUUUUACAUGUACUCACAUCAAUAAUAUCUAGAUGAAAGUUACGGAUCUUCGUUUUUUGCCAUAAAUUUUGGUCUUAUAUAUGUUACAGUAACUCAGGAUAAAGAAAACUAACGUUAGUAAUAGCUAAAAUAAGAAAACGUGGACAUAUUUCAUUCCUUCGCCAAGUCUCCGCCGAGCCUUCGCCGAGCGUCCGCCGAACAUCCAACGACUUUGCCAGGCCUCGUAGGCACUUCCUGCAAUUGUUUUGGGUCUUCACCUGCCCUACGUCCCCUAUCCAUCGAUUUUGUAUUGACCCGAACUGUCUUCGACCCGAAAAGCCGGGAGGCGAAAAAUUUGAUUUUUUCGAAAAAACUCGUUCCUUUUUUUUAAGAUUCCUCAAUUUUAAACGCCCCGAGCAGCGAUGACGAGUCCUCUGCAUCGACAGCGGAGCGAAGAAGCGCCAGCCCGCCUCCACGAAGCGAGGAACUGCCUCAACGACCAACCGCAGCAGCGUUGGAGCGGCCCCGGCCAGGCGGCGGACGUCAACAAUCGGGGCUCCUCCAGCCAAAUCUCCGCGCUGAAGCCGUGCCGGGACCCUCGGGCGCUCCGGCCGCCUCCUUCACUCCGCAGCAACGGGGGUGGGGAGUGCAACUGCAGCCCAAUCAGGAGCCCCGAAUCACCGACACGAAUCUGUUGCGAAUGCUGCGCAUAGACCCCGAACUGGCCGGAUUGGUCAGUUAUGAAGCGUAUAUGGAACAAUUUUAUUGGGAUUUGGAGCAGCGUGAACGGGAGAACGACGAGCCUCAUGUAGGUUUUUCUAUUUAUUGGCCGGGUUUUGAGGUGGAAUCUGACCAGUUAACUUGGCCAAUGUGACCGGUUAACUUGGCCAAGUUUGAUUCUUUGAUAGCAGCAAAAUUUUGAAGGUGGAAUCUGGUAGAUGAACUUGACCAAUAUGACCGGCCAGGUUGCCCAAUAUGACCGGCCAAAAUGUCCAAAUUCAAUUUUUUUGCUAGCAACAUAAUUUUGAAGGUGAAUCAUACUGGUCAACUUGCCCAAUCUGACCAGUAGACUUGCCCAAAUUGACCAGCCGACUUGGCCAAAUUAAAUUUUUUUUGCUAACAGCAGGAUUUUGAAGGUGAAUUUGACCAGUCGACUUGCCCAAAUUGACCAGCAGACUUGGCCAAAUUUAAUUUCUUUGCUAGCAACAGGAUUUUGAGGUGGAAUUUGACCGGUCAACUUGCCAAAUCUGACCGGUCGACUUGCACAAUCUGACCGGUAAACAUGGCCAAAAAUUCAUUUUUUUUUGCUAGCAACAGGAUUUUGAGGGUGAAUUUGAUCAGUCAACUUGCCCAAUUUGACCGGUCAACUUGGUAAAAAUAGACGUUAAAAUUUUUAGCCUUUUCAACGUCCAGCACGAGCGGCACAAGUCCGACCAACCACUCGACAUUUGCCGAAUCAGCCAAGCAACCGCCGUCUUUCCGACGGUACAAUUAUUUUGUUUUUUUUUCACAAGGAAAGUACUUCUAUGGGGUGUGGAAUUACCGGUCGAGAUAUAUAUCAAAAAAUUCGCAAAAAUUUUCUGAUUCAGAAUAUAUAUAAAUUAGCUGCCUAAUUUUUGGUCUAUCAGCGAGUUUUUUCAAUAAAUGUUUUUCUCGAGGAAAAAAAUCUGCGGCAACAAAAGCGCGCUCGGUCUCUUCCUUCGGAAGAGAGCGGUGUGGCCGAGUGGUUAGAGCGCUGGGUUGGAAAUCCGAGGGAAACGGGUUCGAUUCUUUUUGCCACACUAGAACCCAUUUUUUACAUUGGAACUACUUUUAAGGUGUAGUUGUAAUCCAAUUUGAUAUUUUAAGGCUUGUCAUGGCCUUAGAAUUUAGUUUAGCAUAAAACAAAAUUUUUUUAUUGGUAAAAACACGGUCAAAAAGACACUUGCAUGGUGUCACGAGAAAACUUCUGAGGACAAAAACAUGUCAUUAGACCAAAAUUAGGCAGCUAAUUUAUAUAUAUUCUGAAUCAGAAAAUUUUUGCGAAUUUUUUGAUGUAUAUCUCGACCGGUAAUUCCACACCCCAUAGAAGUACUUUCCUUGUCAAAAUUUUUUUAUUCAUUUUAAAAUUUUUUUUCCAAAAUUCAGACCGCACCUGCACAAUCUGCACGGACCCGCCCCAGGAUCCGGUCUGGUGCCCAUCCUGCCGACAGCUGAUCGGCUGCCGACCCUGCCUCCGCCGAUGGCUGGAAGCGGCGGAGCAUCGGACCGCCAGAAGAUGCCCCCUCUGCCGCGCCCAUUGGAGGUCGAAAUGGGGAAUUUGA